This is a messenger RNA of Puccinia triticina, 1068 nucleotides long. RefSeq lists its product as uncharacterized. The transcript is spliced from 8 exons. Lineage: Eukaryota; Fungi; Basidiomycota; Pucciniomycetes; Pucciniales; Pucciniaceae. Gene Ontology annotation, molecular function: protein serine/threonine kinase activity; ATP binding; protein serine/threonine/tyrosine kinase activity. Bases 1 to 1068 code for a protein of 355 amino acids. Gene Ontology annotation, biological process: protein phosphorylation; signal transduction. Gene Ontology annotation, cellular component: cytoplasm. The record is from RefSeq and is a predicted model, not a curated record.
AUGAAACUGCUGAUCCAUCCAAACGUUGUCAAUCUACGUGCUUAUUUCUAUUCGAGUGGAGAUAAGAUCAUACACAAAGAGAUCCUUGACCUGGACAACCAGAAACCAGACGAAAGCAUCAGAUCGAUCACCACCGACCCGGUCGAUCAGACCUAUUGGCUCUAUUCGGAACAAUCCAUAUUCGAGCUGGUCGUCAAAAAUGAAGGCCGAGAUAUCUGGAAGGUCUAUCUAGCCCGCAAAGAUUGCGAGAAAGCGUUGAGUCAUGUGGAUAUGGCCAUCGACCGGGACAAGAUCUUGGUCAGCCAGGCCAAUCAUUACCUCCAAACCGGCAAACACAUCUCUGCCGCCCAGAUCUAUGCCCAGUGCUCAAAGCCCUUCGAGGAGGUCGUCCUGGGCUUCAUCGACCGCGGCGAGCGAGAUGCACUGCGGUACUAUCUGAUCAGCCGUCUCGAGCAGCUCAAACGCCAGGAUCUGACUCAGCAGAUGAUGCUGGCGAAUUGGUUGACGGAGAUCUAUUUGGCUAAGAUCAACGAACUGGAAGCUCUCGUCGGCGCGGAUCCUUUGGCUGCUGAUCAGACUGCCAAUAUUGUCGUCAAGCAACAGCUGAUCGAAGACGAACUGCAGCAGUUCUUGAGGACUUACAAAAUUGAGAGCCUUACUUUUUCUCCCGGACAGCGGGGGGCAAAGCGCAAUGAAGUCUUUUUGAACUUGGUGAUUGAGGAUGUGCCUGAAACCGUGUACCGGGCCUCCUGCCACUACUCCAAAUUAAAGCAGGCCAUGCCGAUCUUGAACAUCAAGCUAUACGUCUAUCAGCUCUUGCAAUCGCUAGCCUACAUCCACUCGCUUGGAAUAUGCCAUCGAGACAUCAAGCCUCAGAACUUGUUAUUAAACCCCUCGACCGGAGUGCUCGAGUUGUAUGGUUUCGGAUCGGCAAAGAUCUUGGUGGCUGGAGAACCGAACGUCAGUUAUAUAUGUUUGAGGUACUACCGAGCACCAGAGCUGAUUUUUGGGGCAACCAACUACACCACUAACAUUGUCUCUCCCUCCCUUAUUUUCCUGUCCGCGUGA